Messenger RNA from Cylicostephanus goldi, 203 nucleotides. The record is from the annotation of a GenBank genome assembly. NCBI's taxonomy places the organism in Eukaryota, Metazoa, Nematoda, Chromadorea, Rhabditida, Strongylidae.
AUGACAAGAAUGCAGUACAAAGACGACUACAAUCGCUUCGAAACCGCAAGACAUAAAGAAGCAAUGCGAAACGAACGUCAGAAAUCGGAAGAGAGUCGCUUUCAAGCUUAUGGAGACCGACCAGGUAGUGGAGUGGAGUUGUCCACGCAUCACUGGGAAGGUGGAGAAGUGAGUGUUUUUGGAGAUUUAGUGAAGCUAUAGCC